UUUCUCUACUCACUUCCACCAGCCUCCCACCUCUAUGGGCCAAUGGCGCUUCUUCUUCUCUCUCCACGUGCUUUUCACCUCCCACUUAUAUAAACUCCCUUUCCCCCGACUACCCAAAUCCCCAAAUCUCCAGAGCAAAAUCCAUGGCUCUUGUUCGAGACCGCCGCCCUCUCAACCUGCGUCUCCCCAUCUCCGAGCUCUCCGACCGCCGCCCACGCUUCCCCUUACCCCUACCUCCUAAUACUACCACUACCACUGCCAACGCCUCCUCCGCCGCCAUCUCCGCCUGUGACCUCGAAAAGCUUCAGGUUCUCGGGCACGGCAAUGGCGGCACGGUCUACAAGGUCCGCCAUAAGCGCACCGGCGCUUUCUAUGCGCUCAAGGUCGUCCACGGCGAAUCCGACUCCGACACCGCAGUCCGCCGCCAGGUCUUCCGGGAGAUGGAGAUCCUCCGCCGGACCGACUCCCCCCACGUGGUCAGCUGCCACUGCAUCUUCGAGAAACCGUCCGGAGACAUCGCGAUUCUGAUGGAGUACAUGAAUCUCGGCACCCUGGAGUCGCUGCUCAAGACCCACGGGACCUUCCCCGAGCCCUGGCUCGCCGACGUGGCGCGCCAGGUUCUUAACGGUCUUAACUACCUCCACGGUCACAAGAUCAUUCACCGUGACCUUAAACCCUCGAAUCUGUUGGUCAACGAGAAGAUGGAGGUGAAGAUCGCUGACUUCGGAGUCAGCAAGAUCAUGGGCCGAACGUUGGACGCGUGUAACUCCUACGUGGGCACGUGCGCGUACAUGAGCCCCGAGCGGUUCGACCCGGACACGUACGGCGGGAACUACAACGGGUAUGCCGGAGAUAUAUGGAGCUUGGGGCUGACCCUGUUGGAGCUGUACUUGGGUCAUUUCCCGUUUCUGCCGCCGGGUCAGAGACCCGACUGGGCGACCCUGAUGUGCGCGAUUUGCUUCGGCGACCCGCCGAGCCUGCCGGAAGAUGCGUCGGAGGGGUUUCGGAGCUUCAUCGAGUGUUGCUUGCAGAAGGAGUCGAGUAAGAGGUGGUCGGUGGAUAAGCUGUUGACCCACCCUUUUGUGUGUAAAGAUCCGAGAUGAGUUUCGGGUUAACGGAUCUAACAAUUUUGGGCACUGCUUCUUGAAGUUUUUUGUGUAUGAGGGGCUGGAUCCGAAUUUUGUUUUUUCUGUACCGUCUCUGUACAUUCCUUCAAAUCUUCUUGUUUCGGUAACUAUUAGCAGUAAAAAAUCUGCUUUUGAAAUAGAAGAAAUUACAUUUAUUAACUUUA
This is a messenger RNA of Corylus avellana, 1291 nucleotides long. RefSeq names its product MAP kinase kinase 9 (gene MKK9). Gene Ontology annotation, molecular function: ATP binding; MAP kinase kinase activity. Lineage: Eukaryota; Viridiplantae; Streptophyta; Magnoliopsida; Fagales; Betulaceae. The record is from RefSeq and is a predicted model, not a curated record. Gene Ontology annotation, biological process: protein phosphorylation; MAPK cascade.